Molecule: messenger RNA, 1012 nt
Organism: Ochlerotatus camptorhynchus
Lineage: Eukaryota; Metazoa; Arthropoda; Insecta; Diptera; Culicidae
Product: nurim homolog
Exons: 3
Coding region: 63-830 (255 amino acids)
Cellular component (GO): nuclear membrane
Source: RefSeq, a predicted model, not a curated record
CUAUUUUAGUGAGCAAGCGGGCAGAACAUAUUUCGCAUCCGUCAAUAAAAAGUGUCUCCACAAUGCUUUCCUUCCGGCAGCUGGUAUGCUUCAUCCUAUCGCUGCUCUCGUUCAUCUCGGUGUUCUACUCGGUCGGUAAGCUGGGGGUCUUCCUGGCCACUCCUGUCCAGCGCGAUUUUAAGCAUGUUCUGUUGAACAACUUCCUGGAUGAUCAAGCCCUGCUGAAAGCGACACUGUUUUCGUUGUGCUUCAACUCUAUCUGGAUAGUGCUGUUUGUGAUCCAGCAUAGUGCCAUGAAAGCGGAUCUGGUGAAAAGCAUCUGGCGGAAGCUGGGCCUGGAGAUGGCCGAGAGAAGUGUGUACAAUAUUGCUUCGGCGUACUGUUUGUUGAUUCUGCUGAAGAACUGGAAGACUACUCAAUCGUACCAACUGUGGCACGUCGAUGUUCAAUCGAGUCCGGCCCUUUGGUGGACAUUUGUUUCCGCUCACAUCGUUUCGUGGGUUGUGAUCUACGGAGGGAGUCUGCUGAUGGAUUUACCAGAAUUGGUUGGGUUAAAGCAGAUCUACUAUGACGUUAAUGAUUUGGCCCCACCGAUGAGUUACAAAUCACGGGAACUUCGUAGCUUUUACGCCCGACUGAGACAUCCUUCGUUCGUUGGCCUGUCGGUGGUACUGUGGAUUACCAAUUCCAUGAGCUUGGAUCGCCUUCUGUUGGCUAUCAUUUGGAGUACCUAUAUGUAUCUGUCCUGGAACACCAAUAAGACUGAUCUCGAAUACCAGAAGUAUCAGCUCAGUCGAAAGAAGGUCGAGCUGACAAAUGUCCAGGAAUGAAGAUAAGAGGUUUAAAAUCGUGGGUAAUAAUUGAAACUCUUGCUCGCAAAGCGCCCGAUGCCUUGAAUUAAUUUAUUAAUAUUUUGUCUUGCUGCAAACUUGCUUUCUUAUACACAAAUGUGUUUUCUUUUUUUUAAUGUAUUUCGCCGUAGCCAUAUACUUCAUAAACUUAAGUAUAUCUG